AUGGACAGCUGUUGUAAGGGAAUCUAUGGCCUGGCAGCUAGUUUAGAAUUGAAGUACGUGCUGGUGGUGCCGACGGAACAGGCGACAAUGUUGCAUGGUGAAUUGUUGAGGCGGGGCGUGCCUGAACGACUGAUCUACGAGGUGGACCCAAACAGGAGGCCGCGGCCUCAGAAGUCGACGAACUGUGGGCCUGCCGCCGAAGCAAGCAGCAGCGGUGGUCGUACGCACGGCCAGGAGAAACGGUUUAUGCCCGGUUCCAUCAGACUAGGCACGUACGCCGCCGGCGGCCAACAGUACAACGUGGGCCUACGCUGGGGAUCUGUGUGGAUAUCGAUGGUCGAUCGGGCGCCGGGGGCAGAUGGUGGAGGGGCCUCGGAGGUUACGGUGGCCGACGGCGGAGGGGCCUCGGAGGUCUCCCCGGUGGCGGGCAGUAGUCGAUCCGUGGAAGGCCCACCAGUGGUGGACCACGGUAUGGCCGCCGUGCCGGUCCCGAAGGAGAACAGUUGUAUGACCAUGAACAUGCCGAUGGAGAGCGACGGCGGUCGGGAGACCGAUGAUGACAAUAUUACGGUCUUAGGCGGUGACUGCGAGAACGGCAAUGACGAACGGAAUCUCGGUAACGGCGGUCGGCAUUGUAACAGCUCGAGCAUGUUGUGCGAAGAUUGCAAACAAUGGUUGCUCAAAGAGUAUUUCGGCGACCGAUUGCAGGACGAAGCCUCAGACCUUACCGGUCAGCACGCGUGCAUUUACAGACGGAUCGUUGACCGUUUAUUCGUGGUAACGGUUACCGAAAGUGGCGGUGCCGGCGAUGACGAGGACGAUGACGAGGCCGAUGACGAGGACGCGGCGGCUUGUUGCGGAACUACGACUGCGGAUGAUGGAGUCGUUGAACGGAUAUCAACUCCGACCAGCCGCACUGAACGAGAGCAGCCCUUCGCUGGUCCAACUACACCCUCACAGCCUGCACCGCCGAUGGAACACUCGACGACGCCGUCAGUUCCGGAAUCGCCAGGUAAGGAAGAUCAAGUCGACCAAGCGGCAAAAAAGGUCGGGAAACCGAAAUCGAAAAAGAAAUCGUUUUUCGGCAACUUCUGUAAGUCCAAUAAGAAGACGAAAACCGACUGA
Messenger RNA from Macrosiphum euphorbiae (potato aphid), 1125 nucleotides. Lineage: Eukaryota; Metazoa; Arthropoda; Insecta; Hemiptera; Aphididae. The record is from the annotation of a GenBank genome assembly.